Aethina tumida (small hive beetle) is the source of this 2796-nucleotide messenger RNA. It is a transcript of the gene LeuRS-m, whose product is annotated as probable leucine--tRNA ligase, mitochondrial. Gene Ontology annotation, cellular component: mitochondrion. The transcript has 9 exons. Bases 119 to 2746 code for a protein of 875 amino acids. NCBI's taxonomy places the organism in Eukaryota, Metazoa, Arthropoda, Insecta, Coleoptera, Nitidulidae. Gene Ontology annotation, biological process: leucyl-tRNA aminoacylation; mitochondrial translation. The record is from RefSeq and is a predicted model, not a curated record. Gene Ontology annotation, molecular function: ATP binding; leucine-tRNA ligase activity.
UUUAUGUUCUGAUUCUCUUCACUGAUCAACGUAGUGGCCUUGAAAUUAUCGGCAUCCUCAAACACAUGAUUAUUUGAGGUUAUGACUGAGAGUUUAUUUAAAAAUAUUAAUUUAAAAAAUGUUAUAUAAAAUAGGCUCCAAAAAUUUCUUAAAAAAAUGUGUACAACACCAAAAUUUUCAAAUUUACAAAUACUUAAGUGGGGUUAAUUUAUGGGAUAAAGAAUUAACUUCAGAGAUAAAACAUAAAAUCGAGAACCAUUGGAAAGACAAAAUUAAAACUGAACAGUACAAUGAACAAGACACAACAAAACAAAAAUAUUAUGUUCUGUCCAUGUUUCCUUAUCCAUCGGGAAGUUUACACAUGGGUCAUGUACGAGUUUAUACAAUUAGCGAUGCUGUUGCACGAUUUCAACGUAUGAACGGUAAAAAUGUUAUACAUCCUGUUGGGUGGGAUGCCUUUGGCCUUCCAGCAGAAAAUGCUGCAAUUGACAGACAAAUAUCCCCACAUGAUUGGACCAAGCAGAACAUAUCCAACAUGAAAGCUCAACUUCAAAGACUUGGAUGCAGCUUCGAAUGGCACAGGGAGUUAGCAACUUGUGAACCAGAAUAUUACCACUGGACUCAAGAUUUAUUUUUAAAAUUGUAUGAGUCUGGGUUGGCUUACCAAAAGGAGGCUCUGGUUAAUUGGGACCCUGUGGACAAAACUGUUCUGGCACAUGAACAGGUAGAUGAAAAUGGAUGUUCCUGGAGGUCUGGGGCAAAGGUUGAAAAGAAAUUAUUGAAGCAGUGGUUCAUCCGGACAACAAAGUAUGCCAAAGAUUUACUAGAUGGUUUGGAUGAUUCAGUUCUGCAAGACUGGCGGGACAUUAUAAAGCUACAGCAGCAUUGGAUUGGUGAAUGUGAUGGUGUAAACUUCGAUUUCAAAAUUAAAAAUAAGCCCACAGAGUUUGUUAGCUUGUGGAGCUCAAAUCCUGAACACAUUGAGAACGUUAAAUUUGUGACCGUCACUGCAGAUAAUAUUUUGGCGAGACAGGAAGGUAUUACAGGUUCAAGUGGGACUCAGAAACUGCAGGAAACUUUAAUAAACCCCUUCAACAAUCAAGAAGUACCAAUUUUCGUCACGAACGAAAUUGAAUUUUUACCCUUUACCGACACCUUUGUGGGAAUCCCCGGAAUAAACGAAGAGGCUGCGAAUUUUGCCAACAACCACAACGUAAAUUUUGAAACAUUACAACAGUAUUCACAAGAACAAGCCGCCAAAAUAACACAGGAAAUUUGUGACAAAGCCAGAGAUUUAAAUGUUGGUGGCUACUGGACCAGUGCUAAACUAAGAGACUGGCUAAUUUCCAGACAGAGAUACUGGGGCACACCAAUUCCCAUAAUACACUGCGAAAAUUGUGGGACUCAACCGGUGCCACGGGAAGACUUACCUGUGGUACUACCCAAGUUGUCGAAACUUAGUCAAAAAGGUGCUUCACAACUGGCUGAAAUUGAUAAUUGGGUCAAUUGCGAGUGCCCCAAAUGUAAAGGGAAAGCUCGAAGGGAAACAGAUACCAUGGACACCUUUGUGGACAGUUCUUGGUACUAUUUAAGGUAUUUAGAUCCGGAUAAUAAAAUGAAAGCAUUCGACGAGGAAAAGGCUAAGAAAAUGUUGCCAGUUGAUUUAUACAUAGGCGGAAAGGAACAUGCUGUAUUACAUAUGUAUUAUGCCAGGUUUAUGAGUCAUUUCCUGCAUUCCUUGGGCUUGGUGCCUGAAAGGGAGCCAUUUAAACGACUGUUAGUGCAAGGGAUGGUAAUGGGACGUAGUUACAGGAAAAAGGGCACUGGAGAGUACCUGCCAGAAAGCAAAGUUAAAAUUAUAGAUUUGAAGAAAAACAAAGCUGAGACUCUGGACACAAAAGAACCAGUUGUAGUAACUUGGGAAAAAAUGAGCAAAUCUAAAUUCAAUGGAGUGGAUCCAGAAGACAUGUUUAGAGAAUAUGGUACAGACACCACAAGACUCCUCAUUUUGGCUGAUGUGGCUCCCACUUCACACAGAAAUUGGAACAGCAACACUUUUCCUGGGAUUUUAAAUUGGCAGAGGCGUCUGUGGCUUACCAUGCAACAAUUCCUUCAACACAGGAGUAAUUUGCCACCAAUGAUUGAAGAAGACAAGUUCAAAUCACAAGAUGAUUAUUUGUUUGACUCCAGAAAUUAUUAUAUUAAAGGUACUUCGUUUAAUUAUGUGAUAUCGCAGCAAAUGAGUGUAGCUGUUUCAAAACAACAGGGUCUCACCAAUAGUUUAAGGAAAGCUUCACCAGCGGUGGUAGCCCACAGUUUGCAAUACGAAAGAGCCCUGGCGGCCCAAAUCAUUUUGCUUGCGCCUAUGGCUCCGCAUUUCGCGUCUGAGCUGUGGUCCGGUUUUGUUUCGGCACCAAACCGACUGGACAAGUCCCAGGAAGUGUUCUGGGACAAGACGGUGUUGGAGCAAAACUGGCCUGAGACUGACAUGGAUUACAAGUUGGAAUUGGUUUGUCAGGUCAAUGGGCAUGAAAAUUGUAAAAUAAAAAUCCCCAGGAAGGAUUUGGAGGUGUUACCUCAUGAAGAGGCUGUUAGGCUUGCACUGGAGAGGGAAGAGGUUGCCAAUGUUUUAGCCAAAAGAACUGUAAUAGACACCCAAUAUAAACAAUAUACUGGAAACGACAGCAUCAUAAAUAUUAUAGCUUUAACUGAAAGAGAAAGGCAACAAAAAAUGGCUAGUUCAUAAGUGUUUUUGUUCAUUAAUUGUUGAGUUUUAAUAAAUUAUUUUGUAUUGUG